AUGUCCCUACGGAGACGUGCAGAUACACCCGCUUUGCCAUCAUCACCUUGUCAACAUUGUUUAUCAACAACUUGGCCAAGAAAAACACAGGAACUUGAUUCCUAUUACGUACAAAAGACGCCUUUAAGGUCGCUAGUAACGUGGACACGCCUACCAUGGAUACCAUCGACGCCAACGUUGCCCGCACCACCCAUAACUGUGCCACCACCACCUUUACUGACACUACAAAAGCUAUACACCUUUUCACUUAACCCAGAGCAGUAUUUAGAUAUUAACGCAAACACAAUAGGGGAGACAAAUUAUUUCAAAUCAACUUAUGCCAAAGUAUUAAAAGAGGCCACCGAAGAUGACGAUUAUCUGGAACACCCAGAAGAACUUGUUCCAUCAUUAGAAGUGCUAACCGAUCAUAUUGGCUCACCGAAACCGACAACUGAACUGCCGACUAGGUACAUUGAGUCUUCUGAACAAAGGUUUAAAGAAUAUAAACAAAGUAACUCAUUGUAUUAUUUACCAGAGCACACACCGAGAAAUGAACAAUCAGUUGAUAAAAAAUAUAUGACAAAUUCUCUUCCCAUCUCUUACCCGCCAAUAAUACGUAAAGCAGCAAUAGGGCGCCACAAAAUUGACAAUGUUCAAAACGUGGCACCACCAAUUUAUGCAGAAAUGUCCGUACGGAGACGUUUAGAUACAUCCGCUUUACCAUCAUCACCUUGUCAUCAAUGUGUAUCAACAACGUGGCCAAGAAAAACAACAGAACUUGAUUACCAUUACUUACAAAAUAUGCCUUUAAGGUCGUUAGUAACGUGGGCACCCCUACCAUGGAUACCACCGAAGCCAACGUUGCCUACACCGCCCACAGCUGUACCACCACGGCCUUUACUAAUAUCACAAAUGCCAUACACUUUGUCACUUAAUCCAGAGCAGUAUAUAGAUAUUAACGCAAACACAAAAGAGGCCACCGAAGAUGACGAUUAUCUAGAACACCCAGAAGAGCAUAUCCCAUCAUUAGAAGUGCUAACCGAUCAUAUUGGCUCACCGAAACCGACAACUGAACUGCCGACUAGGUAUAUUGAGACUUCUGAACAAAGAUUUAAAGAAAACAAACAAAGUUAUAAAAGAAUAUGUGGUAAAUGUGAGAAAAUAUCGUCUUUAACAGCCGGCCAACAUAAUCAACAUUUUACGGAUUACAAUUUAGAUUCACAUUACCUUGAAAAAGUCGUUGAAACAAGUACUGUUGAUAUUAAUGAAGAUUGUAAUCUUAACUUACCACCAUGUGAUAGACCUUCCUCUUGGUUUACCACAUCGCUAGCAGAUGAAACACCAAAUACCAUAAGAACUGUAUUAAAGUCCACAACUCCAAGAUCUACCUCAAUUCGGCAAAAAACCAGAAAGUCAAAGUACUAUAAUGUUGGUAUAUCAACUAUCCUUGUCUAUCCUUCUACUGAACUAACUACGCCUUCUUCAUCUCCUUGUACCACUAAGUUUGCUACCACUACUCCUACUAUUGCAUCUAUGACAAGUACUUCAACUACUAGUCCUACUACUACUGCUUCUACAACUACUUCUUCUACGAAAAAAACAACAACUAUUACUACUUCUACGACUACUACUACUACUGCUGCUUCUACUACUACUACUACUUCUGCUACUACUACUGCUUCUACUACUACUACUGCUUCUACUACUACUACUACUACUUCUGCUACUACUACUAUUACCACUACUACUUCUAUCACUAGUACUGCUACCCCUACUACUACUACCGCUUCUCCUACAACGAUUGCAAUCUUUUUUCCUACUACAACUGUGCCUUAUAUAUUUUUUCCAAUUUUUCCAAUGAAAAGUUCAGAAUCUGAGAAAGCCAGCGUUCACGAAGUAACUAAAAACAUUAUCAAAACGACCACAAUGCCAACAAUUACAUCCACACGAUGUGAAAUAAAUGAAGCAGAACAGAAUAAUGAUACUUCUGAAGAAAAAUACAAUUUAUUAGGUGACAAAAAUAACGCUACCAAUAAAACGAAUGAUACGGACAAUAUACUUCAGUUAACAAUGAAGGGGAAGGUUAAAAAUGUGCUUUCGACGAAUUGUGUAUAUGGUCAAGAAAAUCCAGAGUUAAUGCAUAAAUGUGCAAGACCAAAGACUUGGCUGACAACUAUAAAAGGGGAAACAAGAGAUUUUUUCCGGAUACUCCUCCGGUCUUCGACACAUAAAUAA
Molecule: messenger RNA, 2214 nt
Organism: Spodoptera exigua (beet armyworm)
Lineage: Eukaryota; Metazoa; Arthropoda; Insecta; Lepidoptera; Noctuidae
Source: the annotation of a GenBank genome assembly